Salvia miltiorrhiza (redroot sage) is the source of this 1233-nucleotide messenger RNA. RefSeq lists its product as uncharacterized. NCBI's taxonomy places the organism in Eukaryota, Viridiplantae, Streptophyta, Magnoliopsida, Lamiales, Lamiaceae. The transcript is spliced from 3 exons. The record is from RefSeq and is a predicted model, not a curated record. Bases 1 to 1233 code for a protein of 410 amino acids.
AUGUCAAAGGUCCAUACCACUAACAGCCGGAGCCCUUUCUCCGCUGACAUUCUGGCGGAUACUCUGCCGAGGAGUUACAAGCCCAUCUCCUUGGACUACGACGGAACUACUGAUCCGGAGGUGCACCUUAACCGGUUCGAAGGACUGGUUACACUUCACAUGUAUACAAAAGGCAUCAAGUGCCGCAUAUUCUCUACCACUUUAACUGGUCCUGCCCAGUUGUGGUUUGGGACGCUCGCCCCAAAUUCUGAUCAAAAUGAAACACUACGGGAGUACACUGCCCGGUUCAAUCUCGCUGCUCUGGAGGUGCUAGAGACGGAAUCACAGAUCAAGAAUUGCGCCUAUGUAAGAGGACUGAAGCCGGGGCUCUUCUUCGAUGAACUACAAAUCAGACCAGCCCGGGAUUUCGAUGAUAUCAUGGCUAGAUUGCCAGGGUACUUACAACUGGAGGACGCCAGGAUGGCGCGGAAGGCUGAAAAUGAUAAGCACAAGGCUAAAAGGGCCGAAGACGCACCAGAGCGGAACAACAGAAAUCAGGGUCCUUUCAGAGGGUUGCCUCCAAGGGAGGAGAUUUUUCACUUGAUCAAGAACCAGCCAUUCUUCAGGGCACCCAGGACUUACAGAGAUGGACAGCGACAACAGGGGCCUAACAACAAACUGUGUGAAUACCACAAUUCAUACGAGCAUUAUACCAAGCAUUGCGGGCAUCUUAAACACCAACUGGAGCUUUUGGCGCGUCAGGGUAAUCUAGACCAGUUUAUAGCCAAAUGGAACGAGGGCCAAGGUCAAAGGCCAGAGCAGGGAAAUGAUCGGAGGCAGGAUCAGGGGAAUAACAAGGAUCGUAGGCUAGAGGAAAACCGUGACAAUCGCAGAGGACCAGUAGAGGGUCGGGUACCCCCCUUCCCAUUCCGAAGAGAAGUACACAUGAUCUUUGGGGAAAAUGGGAUACCAACGUCCAAUAGAGCCAAGAAACAAGUCGUACGCGCAGUGAAAUCAGGGUGUUAUCCCAAACAAGUGAUGGGGAUUACAGAUGUAGCAGAGGAGUCAAUCAUCACCUUCGGAUCAGAGGAUUUGAGAACGCUUAUGUACCCCCACGACGAUGUGCUGGUGAUCACGGCCGACAUAGCCGGUUGCAUUGUCCAUCGUGUUUUUGUAGAUUCAGGCAGCGCAAUAAUAUUCUAUAUCUGGAGUUUCUCCAGAACAUGGGGAUCGAAGUCAACAUCGAACCAAUGA